GAGGCUAGUUUAUUAAUAGGAAAAGGAUAUAACGCGUGUUUUUAAAGAUCUAAUAUACGGAGGCUGGUUAAAGGUUAAGAUGAGGGAGAAAGAGGAGAUUAGUUUAUUAAAAAGAGUGGAAAACAUGGAGAAGAAGGAGGAGGAAGUGAUAUUGAAAAUUUUAUAUUCGUUUGAUGAGAGACAUCAAAUGGUAUGUUUAGCACGGAAUGAUACACCGAUUUUGGUGGAAACCAUGUUAUUAGAUGAGGAGAAUAAAGGGAGAAUUGGGAUGGUUAGUUUAAGGACAUGUAUAUUGACAAUUAUUGGAAAAAGUCCGGAACUUGUUUUACAAAAGGGAAUUGAUUUUACAAUAUAUACAUUGGAACCGGUUGAAGAAGGAGAGGUGUUUUCAGGACAAGGGAUGUUAAGUUGGAUUUUGAAUGUUUCAUUACAAACAAGAAAUGAGGGUAAAAAUGUAUCAGGACGAAUUAUAGAAUCAAAGAAAGGGGAUAAAGAGGAGAGAUUGGUUCUUGAGGUGAUUAUGCGUUUAUCAAAGGUGUCAUCAACAUCGGACAAUAAUUUGUUAAAUACAAUACAAAAUCUUCAUUUUGUUAAUGUACCAUAUAAUGGAAAUAUUACGGGGGAAUCGGAGACGGGAACAUUAGAUGGAUGUGAAAAGGAUAAACAAGUAUAUUUUGAACCGCCGAUUUAUUUGUAUAAUUCGUUAUUAAAACCUAUAAAUGAGACGCAAAAUCAUGAACAAAAACGACAAAAAGAACCAUCAAUUGCAUUACAAUCAUGUAUAUGUCCGAAUUUUGAAAAUUUUACAGAUACACAAACAUUUAAAUCGUUUGCUCAAGCAUCAUUUUUGGAGCAAUUAUCAUCACCAACUAGUGAAUCUCUAUCACCUCAAAUAUCAUCAUCAUCAUCGUCAUCUCCGCAAUAUUUGCAACUUCCACCAUCAUCGCCACCUAUAUUUUCAUAUGGAAAUCAAAUGCCUUAUCCAUUGUCUGAACCAUCACUUCCUCUUCCUGAUUUCGAAACAUCAUAUAUUGAAAGAACAUCAGAUUUUCAAAAACCUAUGAAUUAUAUGGAUCUUUCUCGAUUAGAAAUGAAUAUGCUUCCUGUAGAAACUAAGGAAAAUGUAGAAAAGUCGACAGAAAAUCAUACAGAAGUAUUUAAAUCAUCCUCAGAAGAAAGCUCAUCUACUACACAAGAAUUGAAGAAUAAUGAAAUAUCCGAUGAUGAAUUACCUGAACGAAGGAAAUUAAAUGAGGCAGUGCGAGCAGCACAACUUGCUUUAGAAGGUUUUUCAGUAAUAAGAUUAAUUGAUAAUAAGAUGCAAAAAAACGAUAAAACAGCAACAAAUUUAUCAAAAGUGAAUGAUGAAAAUAAAAAUAAUGGAGAUAAACCAUUAAAACGAUCUGGAAAAAAAAUAUCUAAUGCUCUUCGUGUAGAAAUGAAUCUUCUAAAAUGUAUUCAAGAAGGAAAAAUUCCUAAUUAUUGUAAUAAUUGUGGAACUAUAAAGACUGUAAGUUGGAGAAAAGUUAAAACAGCAGAUGAUAGACCAGAAGAAACCCUUUGUAAUCCAUGUGGCGUUUGGUGGUCAAGUCAUAAAUCUAUGCGUCCAUCUCAUCUCUGGCGUGAAGAAACAGUAACAUUGGAUUUUCAUAAUGUUUCAGACGCUUUAUAUUCAAAAAAAGUAAAAAAAAGGGUUUCAUGUAUUAAUAAAAAUGAUGAAAAUUUGAGUAUUAAAACUAAAAAGAAACAUACGGAAAAUAGAACUACCUUAAAAAAGAGGAAGAAUUCAUUGCACCAGGAUAGAGUAAUAAAAUCUUCUCCCCUUAAACUCACUUCUCAAGAAGUGAUUACACGGGAACCUUUUUCUGAAUUAAAUAACAAAGAUAAUUGGCUUUGUCUUCCCAAAAAAUCUAUAUCAUCUACUAUAGAUAAUAAUGAAGAAGGGAUUUUAAAAUCAUUUAAUGUUCAGGAAAAUAAGAACUUUGGUGAACAUUCUUUUGGAAAGAUUGUUGAUAUUUCAACUGAUAGUCAAAAUAAUCUUUCUAAAACUACUCCUAAAAAGGUCAAAAAUGUUUCAUCAAAUACGAGUCCAUGGAAAUCUACAAUUUUUCAUCCUCAUUCAGAUAUGGGAAUAAUAGAUGCAUUUAUAGAAACGCAAAAAGAUUAUGAAUCUUCUGCAGAUCAUUAUCAAGCUCUUGAUCCGAUAUUUCUUGAAAACGAUUUAAUCAAUACAACUGUUUAUGCAUCAUCUUUUUUAAAAGUACCAACUAAUAAGGCCAACUCAAAAAUUGCAUCUUUGAAAGACAUAAAUUUAAAAAAAUCGAAUGAGACAGAUACAUUAUUUCCUGACUUACUUAUAUCUAAUAAAGAUAUUCAAGAGUCUGCUAGUGAUCUAUGGUUUAAAAACCCUAGUUCUCCUAGUUCUGAUAAAUCCAAAUAUUGAUAACAUGUUUAGGAAAUACGAAAAAGCUUUAUCAUAGUUAUUUUUCUAAAAAAAUACA
This is a messenger RNA of Pneumocystis carinii B80, 2501 nucleotides long. RefSeq lists its product as hypothetical. NCBI's taxonomy places the organism in Eukaryota, Fungi, Ascomycota, Pneumocystomycetes, Pneumocystales, Pneumocystaceae. Gene Ontology annotation, biological process: regulation of transcription by RNA polymerase II; silent mating-type cassette heterochromatin formation; rDNA heterochromatin formation. Gene Ontology annotation, molecular function: sequence-specific DNA binding; zinc ion binding. Bases 80 to 2443 code for a protein of 787 amino acids. The record is from RefSeq and is a predicted model, not a curated record. The transcript is spliced from 6 exons.